AUGCCACAACCUUAUGAUCAAUGCAGUAUGAACGGAGGUACAGAUAGCAUUUACCUAAGGUCAUGGGCCAAGGAUUUGGGUGUACCUAUCGUCUCGAUAGACUACUCAUUGGCUCCUGAACAACCCUUCCCUAGAGCUUUUGAAGAGUGCUUCUUUGCCUACGCAUGGGCGGUCAAGAAUGCACCGUAUCUAGGAUCCACAGGAGAGCAUAUCUGUCUAGCUGGAGACAGUUCUGGAGGUAACCUUUGUACAGCCGUAGCCAUGAGAGCAGCAUCCUACGGCAUCCAGGUCCCUGACGGAAUUGUCACCAUGUAUACACCUUUUGUUAUUCAUCACUCCCCUUCCCCUUCUAGACUACUGUGCCUUUUUGAUCCGCUCUUGCCGUUUGGAGUCUUGAUGCGAUGUCUCUCCGCCUACGUCGGUCUUAAGGAGGAGUUCAUGUCAGAAGAGAAGGUGUCGACCGUGGUUGACACCGCCAAUGAUCGCAUCCUCGGUUCCCCUAAGAGGUCUUCCAUCAAGUCAGAAGAAGGUUCACCUGUUGAUGGAGAGAUGGAGAAGAAACUUGAAGAGGAGGAGGAAGAGGAGAAUGGUAACAGUACUAAAGUGACCACACCAACGUCGAAGGAAGGCAUCAACGGUGAUAUCAUCGUUCCACCACCAACGGACACUGUCUCUUCGUUCAUGGAGGAAGUCCCUCCAACAGACAUUGAGAAGUUAGAGCAAGUCAGUGAUGCCAUUGACAACGCAACGAUAGGUCAAGGUGACGGACAAACGGAAACCAAUGGUGACCAGUCCAGCACCGAAGCCAUUGCAAUCUUUGACCCGUCUCAUCCUCCAAACUCGGAGGAUCUUUCAAUCAGUCUUCCAGCGGACGUCGAUGCCAUCUCCUUGGACUCCAAACCUGAAGCAGACCGCGAGUCAGAGGACACCGUGCCGUUAUCACCAAAGAGCAGAGAAGAUCUUCACCUUGAUUUGAAGGAGGAAGGACUAGUAACGGAUGAAGACGUCCAGACUCCUACAUCCUUUGUGAAUUCACCCAUCAGGGUUUUCAGGGAUGCACCUAUCAUGAGGAAUCCUUACGUCUCGCCUCUCUUCUCAGACGAAGAGCUUCUCAAGGGCCUUCCUCCUGUUCAUAUUAUUGGCUGCGCUUUAGACCCAUUACUGGAUGACUCAAUCAGCUUUGCUAAGAAGCUUCGUGGCAUGGGUAAGCCCGUCUUCUUGGAGAUCGUCGAUCACCUUCCCCACGGCUUUCUAAACUUCUCAACGGUCGGCAAGGAAUGUAAAGAGGCGUCCAUGGUGUGUGUACGCCACAUUAUGCAUGUACUCUAUGGUUUCCAUGACGAUGAGUUUGAAACGCUAUCAGAAUGAGCUGAAUCCGACCCAGCGAUAAACUGUCAUCUAGUCAUUUUAAGAUGUUUGUUCAUGUUGUGUCAAUCUGUCAACUACUGAAUUCUCUUUAUGUCCGUAGGCUUGAUACAUGGGCCACUGGGCUUCAGUCUGUUCAAAGUGUGGCGUUAUCAUGGGGUAUGUGUAACGAAACUGACAAAACCUUGCUUAUGAUAUCCAGAGUGUGGAAUUACCAACACAGAUAUGCCCAAAUGGGGCCAUGUAUUCUAAUCCCAAGGCACAAGUGAACAGAGUCACCCAUCUUUCUUUGCUUAUUAUUCAUUGAUUCCUAGAAAUACGAUUAAUUUAUUUAAUGGACUGAUUAAAGAGAUUUAAACUUGGCUCUACUGUGAGCAUAGCUGUGUAAAAUGGAUGAAACUUGCUGUUUUGUAUUCUUUUCAUGUACUAAAACCCUAUGGAUUAAUCUUAAUGGGCAAAACUCACUGUUGUUUUUCAGAAGGGCUACAAAAUGGCUCCAAAGCAGCUAUAAAAAGGGGUGAAAACGGCUACAAAGCAAGUUGAUCAAUGUGAUCCAUGCCUAUCUCAGACCUGCCAACCAGUAUGUUUUAGCCGUAUUUAGUACGUUUUUGCAACCAAAAUACGGCAGUACGUUUUUUCUUUAAAAAAUACGUUUUUUUUAUUUUAUUUUUUUAUCGUAAUGUAUUGAGAAAAAUCAUCUCUAUAUGUCUCUAUAUCAUAAAACGUACACAAAUAUGGUUAUUAGAUCAAUGUAACUUCAGGUAACUUUUUUUGUUUUCAAUCAUUUUGUAAAAACCAGGGUGAGAUAUACACAAGUUUCAAUGGGUUUUUUUUUUCAUCUGCAAGAGCAGUGCGCAUUUUAGCUUGCAUGCAGCUUGAGCGCCGUGAUGGGCGAGUGCGCCAAGCAUUUUAUUAUGAAAGACAGUUUUUUUGGGGAAAAUACAGUUUUUUGUAUCACAGAAUACAGUUUUUCAUUCCCAGAGGUUGGCAGGUGUGCUAUCUAUAAGAGUCUCAGAAAUUUCUACAUUGAUGGGUUAAAUACUUGAAAGUUAGUCAAUAUACACUGUAUCCCAAAUUUUGCCAAGCUUUCCUUCUCAUUUGACUUAAACAUGCAUAUCUGAUAAUGUACUGUUGUUUAAACUUGAAGGUAAAAUAGUGUUAGUAAAAUCAAGGAGGGCAUUCACAACUCCUAAAGAUCGACUGAAAUUGCCAUAACUGUGGCAGGCCAAUGUUUGCUGUCACCAUUUUUCACUUACGGAUAUCUUAGUCACAAAUCUAGAUAUUUAUAUUUUUGUAUUUUUCCAAAGAAUAAUAAGAAAGAGGAUGAAGGAGUAGAGAAAGAACGGAAGAAGGGGUGAAAAUAGAGGAGGGGAAGAGAAGAAAGAAGAGACAGAG
Messenger RNA from Lytechinus pictus (painted urchin), 2760 nucleotides. Its product is annotated as hormone-sensitive lipase-like. Gene Ontology annotation, cellular component: cytosol. Gene Ontology annotation, molecular function: sterol ester esterase activity; triacylglycerol lipase activity. The record is from RefSeq and is a predicted model, not a curated record. Lineage: Eukaryota; Metazoa; Echinodermata; Echinoidea; Temnopleuroida; Toxopneustidae. The transcript is spliced from 4 exons. Gene Ontology annotation, biological process: triglyceride catabolic process. The coding region runs from base 1 to 1368 and encodes 455 amino acids.